AUGGACUCCUUUCCCCAUCCUGCUCGACUAUCUCAAGGCCUUGUUAACAUCCCCGGCUCAACACCUCAGGGUGCCACACUAGUCGCCAAACUGCUGUACAAAGACUUUCAUGAACACCAUUGCUUCUUCAAUGACGCCUUUUUCCACGACCAUCUGGCGCACCAUCUGUUAUCGAUGUACGACCUUGGUGCAUCCGAAGAGGCCAUCCAACACAUGAAUGAUUUCGAAGUCAAAAUGCAGCGGAACCUUCUACACGGCAAAACGGAGACAGAACGGAUAGAACGAAAGGCUGGGGCCAUUAAUGAGGAAAACUGGAAAGAUACCUUGGGCGAGAAAAACGCUCGUCUUUACGCUGACUACCUCGAGUUUUUCGCUCAACGCAUUGCGAUUAACGGUGUCCCCAGAACCCUGACGAAAUAUCUGUUCUCGCCCGAAGCAAACGGCAAUGGUGUCAUGAUGCUUGCACGUUUCUUUGGCGGGAUUGUGCACCCAAUCAUCCAGGCUGCAUUUGGAAUUGAGUUUGGUCAGAACCACAUGGUCGCACAAGCCCUUGCUCUGACUGCCCUCACCUCGCCCGAGGGAGCUGUUGUCAUGGAACCGUCUGGCUUGCCCGAAAUUAUAACUACAGCCUCUGGGGUAACUUCCACAUCCCUACUUUCUCUGCUCCGUGAAUUUUACGACCACCCAAACAUAACAAACAUGCCGUUUCCCGGCCUGCCUGGCCCUGGCGUAACUUUCGCCAAGCUCGUCGACUGGGUCAAUGGGAAUCCUUCAAAUGGAAGUACGAUUCGCGACAUCAUCUCUAAAUGGACAUUCGACCUUGCCUCAUCCACAGACAUUGAGUCAAAGCUGGACGAAGCGCUCUGGCAAUGUGCGCUCUUGGUCGGGGGCAUUACGCCUGCUGGAAAGCAGCCUCGAAUGGACUUUCUCGUUAUGCACCUGCUCACGUCCGCCCUUGGGCUUCGUCCCAUCAUUUCCCUCCUUGAAACGCCGCUUCAGAAGGCCCAGCUCUUGGUGACGCAUGCUCGCUCGUCGUUGCUGGUGCUUCUCCUUCGAGGAACGCCCAAACUAGACUGCUCUGUCGUCAUGAAGCUCCCAUCAGUCCCAAAACACGUCAUCCCGGGCGCCAGCGUCUGGUUCCCGCUCAUCGCGAACGCCAAUCUCCACACCGAGGUCCACGUCGUCAAGGCCAUCCGCGCACUCGUGUACGCCGCUCAACGCCUCGGAAAUACAGAGGCAGGUGGCAUGCCCGGUGCGGUCGAUGCUGCAGGAAAGGAAACACAUCCAGGUGCAAAGAACGUCGACGGGACAGUCUUCAUCCGCAUCGCGGCUGUGUUGACAAAUCAAUUGGGCUGGGUCUCGCAUGGGGAUGCAGAAAAGCCCUGGGACUUUCGAGGAUUCUGGGCGGAAUCAGGCUGA
Messenger RNA from Mycena indigotica, 1419 nucleotides. RefSeq lists its product as uncharacterized. Gene Ontology annotation, molecular function: oxidoreductase activity. The record is from RefSeq and is a predicted model, not a curated record. The transcript has 4 exons. Lineage: Eukaryota; Fungi; Basidiomycota; Agaricomycetes; Agaricales; Mycenaceae. The coding region runs from base 1 to 1419 and encodes 472 amino acids.